Molecule: messenger RNA, 1833 nt
Organism: Labeo rohita (rohu)
Lineage: Eukaryota; Metazoa; Chordata; Actinopteri; Cypriniformes; Cyprinidae
Product: N-acetyllactosaminide beta-1,3-N-acetylglucosaminyltransferase 3-like
Exons: 2
Coding region: 111-1271 (386 amino acids)
Cellular component (GO): membrane
Molecular function (GO): hexosyltransferase activity
Source: RefSeq, a predicted model, not a curated record
CUGUGAAUACAGGGUGUGGAUUGUUGUGUAAGCGCAUUUCAACACGAACAAAAGCUCAAAUAUUUGUGCUGAUCUUAUACAAAGGAGCUAAUUAACGGCCAGGUGCAAAGAUGAGAAGGAAAAACUUUAAGGUGAUAGUGUUAGUUCUGACAAGUGUUGUGUGGCUGGUCUUUAUCAUGUACAAAAAGUCUGGAAAUGACACAACGCUUAAGAGCAAAGAUGUUUAUGAGAUGUUCCAUCAUCAAAACGAUUUACCCGUGUUCGAAAUGCUCCAGCCUUCAUCUUCACGUUGUCAGCAGAAUGUGUCUGCUUAUAAUGUGACUGGAUUUUCUACUCUGCCAAAACGUAUUCAAUACUUCCUGCUUUACCGACACUGUAGGAGUUUUCCCAUGCUUCUUGAUGCACCUGAUAAGUGUGGUGGACCUCAAAACUCUGCAGAUGUCUUCCUUCUGCUGGUCAUCAAGAGUUCUCCAGAGAAUUACGAUCGACGGGAAGUUUUGCGGAAAACAUGGGCUAAGGAAAGACAGCACAAAGGUGCGUGGAUCCGCAGAGUCUUCAUAAGCGGAACGAGCAGAACUGGCUUUAAGAAGCGCAGGCUGAAUAAGCUAUUGAAGAUUGAGAACAGUGAAAACAAAGACAUUUUACAGUGGGACUUCCAUGAUUCGUUCAUCAACCUCACACUGAAGCAGGUCCUUUUCUUAGAGUGGAUGGAAAGAUGGUGCCCACAUGCCAGAUUUCUUUUAAAUGGAGAUGAUGACAUCUUUGCCAAUACGUUUAACAUGGUUGAGUAUCUUCAAGGUCAGAAGAGCAAUGAUGGAAGUAAACAUCUUUUUACAGGGUCCCUCAUGGAGGGCACGGGUCCUGUCAGAGACCCUCCAAGUAAAUACUAUGUCCCGGUACAGGUACAGGAGUCUGAAAUAUAUCCUCCAUACUGUAGUGGAGGAGGCUUUCUUCUCUCCAGCUUCACGGCCAAAACAAUCUACAACAUGUCUCACUCUAUAGAGCUGCUGCCCAUUGAUGAUGCUUACAUGGGAAUGUGUUUGGAAAAGGCUGGCCUCAAACCUACAUCCCACCAUGGUAUAAGGCCCUUCGGUCUGCAUAUCCCCAUUCCGAAUGUUGACCAAUUUCACCCUUGCUUUUACAGGGAAAUCAUUUUAGUCCACAGAUUUCUGCCGCACAUGAUUUUUGUGAUGUGGGAUGAAAUACAAAACCCACAUUUGCAAUGUGAAAAUGUUUUGAGAAACACAGAAAACAAUAAACAGGGUGUGUGAUUACUUUUAAAGGGAAACAAUAGCUUUGAAAUUUUUCAAGAAUGCUUUUAUAAAAAUGGUGGAAGCUCUGAAGCAUUGUGCAGUUUUGUAAGUGAUGUGGUGUUUUGCACUUUAAUUAAAAUGAAAAGGGUGGUCAAAUCCUUUCUCAACAAUGGUAGUUAUAGUCUAUGUGAUCUUUAGGGCCCAAGCACCAGAGGUACGAGGACCCUUAUUGGAAUUGCUGAGAUUCUUCUUCUUCUUUGCCAAAGUGAAUCACAUUUUUAAGGGGGCAAAACAUGCUUGUAAACUCAUGAAACAUUGUACACACACCAAAAGUAGUGAAAAUUUACAUCUGUUAUGUGUUUCAGAUAGAUUUGCAAGACAAAUGAGAGACAAGUGUGUGUUAUUUUAGAUUCUUAGACAUCCUGUAGGUUCUUAGAAAAUAAUUUACAUUUAAUACUUAGAAACGCAUCUAGGGGACACGGUUGGAUACCUUAAAUGGACACAUAUGUUGUAUAUGCAUUAUGAUUGGAUGAAAUGGAAGCAUCCAGAUUUGAUUAGGGUAUAAAUGCUGAGUCAGCAU